Prionailurus viverrinus (fishing cat) is the source of this 857-nucleotide messenger RNA. RefSeq names its product chromosome B2 C6orf226 homolog (gene PEX39). The transcript has a single exon. The record is from RefSeq and is a predicted model, not a curated record. The coding region runs from base 8 to 268 and encodes 86 amino acids. Lineage: Eukaryota; Metazoa; Chordata; Mammalia; Carnivora; Felidae.
CGCACUCAUGUCAGGCUUGCGCCCCGGCAUGGAGCAGCACAGCGGUGGGGUCCGCCCUGACCCGGGCCCGCCGCCCGCGGAGUCGGCCCCCGCCUCGGUGACCCUGGCGCAGCUCCUGCAGCUGGUCCAGGAGGGCCGGGAGCUCCCGGGCCUGGAGAGGCGCUGCAUCACAGCGACCCACGGCGAACCCACGGCGCCCCGGCUCCCGCGGAGGCCCAAGCCCUGGGAGGCCUCGGGGUCGGCUGAGGCCCCCGCGCCGCCGCCGUAGCCCCGGGAACCCAGAUCCCGUCGACCUCGGGUCCGGGUAGAAGAAUGCCUGGAGGGGCCCGGCUCGGCGGAGUCAACGACUGCGCCUUCCUGACGGCACGUAGUGGGUUCCUGAGACUCGUAGUUCUUUGCCUUUUAGACCUGGAGAGCGUGACUCUGUUCUGCAUAAAUUCGGACCUUGGAUGCUGGCCACGGUUAUUUAUCUUUUAUGCAUUCGCCCCCGACCUGUCUCAGCUGAACUUAAGCCUCCUGGGAGAGUCAUUGGAGUUGUCUUGUAUCCGAGUAUUUCUGGACCAAGAUCCUCAUUUUAAAAAUCCGGUUUCGGCCCUUACAGAUGAUUGAAACAGAUCUCCUACUUUUUACUCUCUGCGAUGCAUAGAUGUGCCUUCAUUUUUUUAAAAUGCUACUGAGGACACACUAACGGGGUUUGACCCACUGAGAACAAUUUCGUUAGUAAUGUAGGAAAACGUCAGUGUUUAUCUCCCGGUUCAACUAAUUCUUGUGAGUUGGGCAAAUGAACUUGGGAUUCAAGAGGUGUUGAUCUUAGCCAUUCUCCAGGUCAGCAGCUAAUAAAAGGUUUAAUGAUUAAA